AUAACCGACCGGUACUCCUUCUCCCUCACACGCGCGUAUUGCGAGCGAGAUGCGUUCGGGCUCGAGUGAGACGCAGCAUGUUGCAUUAAAUUUCGAUCCUAUUCUGUAAUAUGUUUUGUCCAAUCGCGUCGGAUCUUCGCGUGUUCCGGUUCUUUGUCAUCAAUGGGUCGCCGGGCGAGUCCAUUUCGAGUGCCUCUUAUAGUUCUUUUACGAGAUAUCCUAGUCAAAUGUGGAAAGAGGAAAAGCUCCGGCGGCCUCCGUAUGUAAUAAACCGACCGCUCGAUAACGCUUUCGCGUCGGAAGCGAAGUAUUUAGCGCGAUAGUCUUUAGGCCCUUUCGGUAUUAAUGAGUCGUGCCCACUUCAGCUGACUGCGUCGUACGCGAAGCUACUCUACCUACUCCAGUAGUAGUUCGGCGUUCGAGCCAGGCGGUCGGGUUGCGCGCGUACCCGAGCAAAGCGGAUAUGUCGUUGAUGGUUAAAAUGUUUAUAGAACGUUUCCCAUAGGCGUGACGGUAUUUCGUUGGCUACAAAGACGUGAAGUCGUGAAGUGCUCUGCAGAGGCAGCGACGCGCCAAGCCGGCGAGCGACUGUAGCGAGUGCGGGACAAGGCCCGAGGCUCAAUAAUGCUCAAAUUUCUGACCCACAAGUUGCGAACGCAUUCGUUGAAUGAGGAGAACGUUUCAGAGAAGGUCGAGGAGCGGGACUCCGGCACCGAAUCGGACGACGAGGCCGACCGCGGCGACACCGGUGAUUUUUGUACCGACGUCAUCAUGAAGUGGAACGAUGUAACAGAUAUCAGUAUGGGCGGAGAGGCAUGUGCGUGUGCGCCGACGCCUCGCGCGCUGCCAGACCCCGAGCCAGAUCAGCUCUACGAUCACCACUCUUCAGAAGAAGAGCUAGAGGUCAUAAACGGGGCGCCGUGCGGAGCGACGACGGAGUCGCGGCGGCGCGGCGCGUCCUCGCCGCCGCCCGCGGCUCCUGAGAAGCGCAAGUGGCCCGCGCAGCCCUACGACGCGGACGAGCCCGCGCGCGCGCCCAGCUCCGACGAUGACGACACUAAGGUGGAGACGCCAGUCAGGUUCCGCACGUCGCCGCCGCUGGAGGCGCUGAAGCCGCGGCGCGCAGGCGCGGGCGCGGGAUGUGCGUGUGCGGCGCGCGCGCCUGGCUCGCCGCGGCGGCGCCGGGCCGCGCUGCCGCCACCCCGCAGGCACCGCCCCGCGCUAGACUUUGAUAAGAUGCAGCAGCUUAAAGUGGGUGGCGUGCGCUCAUGGCGCGGCGUGGGCUCGCACGCGCAUGCUCACGCGCAUGGCGGCGAGCUUUCCGUCUUCUGCUGGUGAUAGCGCGCAGUGAGUGGUGCUCCCUGUGCGUCGCGUCCCCGGGCCGCGCAGCGCGGCGGCGGUGGCGCCGCUCCCCCGCGAGCGGGCCCUAGAUAUCCCAGCACCGUUCCAUAUCAUUGAUAACUGUACACGACAUUUUGAUCUUUUUAUUGCUGACGUUCCUUUUGCACUCAAUAAUGAUACAGUACAAAAUAACGAAAGACUUUAAUAUUGUAACGCUUGUACUAGCCGGGCGGGGCGGAUCCGACGCGACCGCGGGUGGAGCUGGGCGCUCGCCGUUUGGGUGCGAGCGAAAUUCUUUUCUAUUUCUUUACGUAUAAGACAGGUUUCACCUAUCGUUACUUCGAAUCGCACGUUUUGACUAAUUCGUUAUUGGGGGUAGUAGAGGUGUUUAGGCACGUGUCAUAACUUACAAGUUGUGCCGUUGUUUAGUCCUAAAUAAUCUUAUUUCUCAAAGAGAAAUAAUACGACGCUUCCUGUGGCAUGCUUUGGUCGGUGUAGAUACAUGAUGUUAGAUUAUAUGUGUUAGGGCAUUGAAGUUUUAGUUGAUGAUGGGGAGAGUAUUUCAUCUUAACUUGGUGUAUUUGUGUAGGGUCGUGCAUCGCGUCGGAUCCGGCGGCGCCUCUUACCGAUAUAUCGUACGACCGUCACAUUAAGUAGUAUUUUUGAGAUAUUUACUGUUUUUGAACGUUGUGUUGACACUGUUACAAUGAUUUGAACGUUUGUAUUAGACGCGGUGACACUAUAAAAUAAUAUGUAGGUCACAUAUCAGAUCAAUGUGUUAUAUAUACCUACAUGACUCGUAUUAAUUGUACCAGUAG
Molecule: messenger RNA, 2159 nt
Organism: Cydia amplana
Lineage: Eukaryota; Metazoa; Arthropoda; Insecta; Lepidoptera; Tortricidae
Gene: Reph
Exons: 8
Coding region: 625-1338 (237 amino acids)
Source: RefSeq, a predicted model, not a curated record